AUGCAUGAUCUCAAUAAAGUCCUCAAACUUCUAUCAGGCUACUUAGUAAAGGAUGAUUCGGGUAAAUAUUAUUUCAGCCAUAGUUCUGUAAGAGAUUGGUUGCAAGACGAAGAGUCAGAUUUCUUUUGCGAUGUACUCAACGGGCACUCCAUUAUGGCAAACUAUAACUUGAAAACUCUUAAAGUUAAGUAUCCUUCACCCGGCGAUUUUUUUGAAAAUGUAUGUUUUCGUGCGAAACUGCCAUAUCCUACUGCUCUUCUAGACCUCAAAUUCUUUUCUUUGCGUUAUCUCUUUCAUUCCAGUGAGAGCGGGAGUUCAAACGUGAAUGUUCUGAUAUCUGAAUUAGGUAUUAAAGCAAUCGACCUUCUUCAUGCCGCAUUUCGCCAUAGUGGUGACGCUUGGGAUUGUUCCAUUUGUUCCGAGUAUAUGGCAAUGAAAGUUCUCGAUGAAACUGAUGUCUUGAAUAAAAUGACCAUACAGGAAAAAGCCGAACAUCUUGAGCUGGCUCUUGUCUGGAAUUAUGCAAGAAUUACUGCCAAGUUGUUUGAUAGCCGCACAUACUGGAUUUUUAGUCGUUGGGUCAUCAUUCACUUGAACUGCGACAUCAAACUACUACAGCUCGUCCCAAAGGAAUCAAUGCCCCAGUUAUUUUUUUCGUUCCUCGUGGAUAUUUUCUUUCGCAACGAUGAGAUAUUUGAAUUUUGUGUAAAAAAUGGAUUAACGGCGGAUGUAUGUGUUCCUCAAUUCUUUGAGAACACCAAGGGCUUUGACUCGUCCAUCUGCUGGAACGAAGAUGUCCAAGAGUAUUUUAGAAAAUUGAAGUCAGGCGAAGAGAAUGUUAUCACUUUGGAGUCCCUUAAAGAGAAGCCAUUUUAUCCAGAAGAAGCUAAAGUGUCGGAAUUUACAUUGGAGAUCAUUCAGAAACCUCUUUCAGGUAUUGAUUACAAAUAUUCUUGUAAAUCUGCAGGUGUGCAUGGUGAAAAAAUUAUUCUUUAAUAUAAAAUUGAUUAAACAUAUUCUUAAAAAUACCUUUGGAAAAAACUAGUUUGUUAUAUAUGAAAGCAAUACAGCUCAUCGUAUAGCCAGGGCCGCCGAGAGCUUGGCGGGGGCACGGGGCAAAAAAAUUUUUAGUGGCCCCUAUUGCAAAAAAAUUUUCCGGAAAAUUUUUUUUCGGUUUUCGGACAAUAAUUUCUUUUUAGGUGCGUUAUAAUUGCUUUCGUUGGACUUUUCCGCAAUUUUCCAUACCAAAUUUCGGUUCAUUGCCCCCUAAACACAAAGAAAAAAUUACUGGGGCCCAUUAAAUUUCUAACAUUAAAUUUCUAGUGGCCCCCAGAGCCUCGAGGCCCGGGGGAAUUUGCCCCCCCUGCCUCCCCUCUCGGCGGCCCUGCGUAUAGCUGUGUUCUGUGACCAAAAAAGUUGCUUAGAAAACGAAGUUUGUCGCCUCCCUUCGGGCACUACUUUAAAAUUACAUAAAUUUACAGAUUCUGAUAUGCCUGGAACGAAUUUAUUCAUGCAAACCUGCAGUUUCUUUGUAUUUUACGACCAAACAUCAUCAUUUUCUAUUAAAAUUAGCAAUAUUUUUUUUGAAACUUCAUGCUAUACACAGUUAUUGUACCAGUUCGAAGGCGGGGGAGAGGGGUGGGGGUAUCACGCGGUUCAUCUCAAUAUGAAAUUGCAAAGAUUCUUUAAUCAAGAAUUUUACAGAUUCUAAACUUGUGUUGCUCAAUUUUUUAUCAACAACGAACAAGGAGCGCACGAUAUUCGAUAGAUCUUCAGGACCCAGAUGUAUUUUAUUUAACACAAAUUGACCAUUGGCAGCAGUUCUUUCAAAAACUAGCUCAUGCAUGAAAUCUGAACUUUUUCCUGUGGGGCAUUAAGUGCUAUGAGCAUUAAGUGCUAUCAUACGUUUAAAUUUGUUCGCGCUAAAUCUUUCUAUACACUUUUUUAAGAUCUAACCGGGAGCGGUUAGAUCUUAAAAAUAGGCCCUUUGGCUUCGAUUCCGGUAUAAUGCUCUAACGAGCUGUGCUACAGAGACCAAUUGCUAAGCCUUAACCACAGAUUCAUGUAUAUAUAUAAUCGAACCUGCCAGAGGGCAUAAAGUUGCAUUUUUUGCAACUGCUCCUGGUUGUUAGGUCUAAAAAAGUGUAUAGAAAUUUAGGUUCGAAAAUUCAAUCUAAAAAACUAUUCACUAUUAGUUGUAUCGAACGAGAUUCCCAAAAUGUCGAUAUAAGAAUCUUUAUCAAUAUACUCUUUGCAAUUUGAUAUAUAAUUCAACAAUAAACCCAAAAGCUGAUGCAAUAUAUCUCACGCCACCACUCUGCGAGAUAAGUCCACAUUACAGCGAAUUUUUAUAAUUUUUUGACGAAUGAUGGUAAAUUUGCUUUGUAAAGGGUUAGUUUAUUUUUAAAAAUUGCUUUUCACAUUGUUUUAAUUGUCUGCAUUGGUUAACGAGAAUUAGAUGCCACCCAAAAAUGGCGGAUAUUCGUCAUCGUGAGAAAGGCUAAUUAUUGACGAUUUACUGCAUAUAACCGCGUGAUAAGGGAUUUGAAUUGGUGCAAUAAUGUUACAGUGUAAUAGAAAAUGUUGAUCUUUCAUCGUAAAAUACAAAGAAAGCAUACAAAAAUAUAUAGAUUCAUGUAGAUUUAAAGUUGCGCCCGAAGGGGUGGGAGGGGGGCGACAGAAUUGAAACCAAAUUACAGAAUACGGUCUAUAUUACGUACAUCUCUGUAAUGGAUGGUUCAAUUAUUCCUGUUACCAUCCCCCCAAAUGUACACCGACGGAAUUUUGUUGAGCAUCUGGUCCAGGAGGUGUCCCGUGGGGGUAGGGGUUAGGAAUACACAUGCUCACAGGCUAGGGGCUUUGGGACUCGUAGAAAAAUGCAAAACAUGGGCCCACUUGCACUCCAACUGUUUUUUCUUGCAUAUUUAAACAUUUUUGUAGAUCAGAGAUUGCGUUGGAAAUUGGAAGAAAAAAUGCUUCGUUUAACACUGUACUAACAUCGUCUUUAAUAGCCCUAGUGAAGACGUUCUAUCGCUUAGUGAAUGUCUUUCAAAUGUCGACAUUCGUGAAAUUUUGAUAACGUGUUCGUGUGCAAUAUUGCCCAUGGGAGGGGAAUUGGCUUUUCUUUAUUUGGCCAGGGGUGCAGGGAAUUGACAGUUUACGAAUAAAGAAUACAUAAAUCCCCGGGGGGAGAGCAACAGGAAGAAUCGAACCAUGCAUGAUGCAGACAAUUCUCUGCUGCGCACGCCUUUCUAAAGGGGCACGUCCUUAAUAUCAACGCCUUUCUAAUAAUGCGGACACCUUUCCAAUGUACCGCCGUCCACAUUAAUCCGUUUUCGUUUGAAAACGUAUACUUUUGCACGCGUUUUCGCCGAUCUUCCACACUAAUACGAUGGAAAACGGAUGCCUUCAUCAAUGAAAACGGCGCUUUUCGAAAACGGCUUUGAAAGUAGGUCAAGACAACGCGGGCGUAUACAUUAGAGCUAGAGUUUGGCAAAUACAAGGGCAACGGCAACGCCGAUAUGGCCAUCAACAAUAGCAUUAAUCUUCAAAGACAAAGGCGAAUGUAAAUUACAUGGUAUUAAGCGUUGUGCAAUGCCGUAGUUGUUGAAACUAGUACGUGAUUUGCAUCAUUUUCACGGUGCAUGACUACGGCAACAGUCAAUUCGUUGGAUGUUUUUUGAGGUGUUUUAUUUAAAUUCGCGGACUAUUUUUACUUAAGGGUACGUUUGAAAGAAACAGGAAUACUUAAAGAGGCAAAUUAAGUGUAGUAACGUAUACUUUGGCUCAAAUACAAUAAUAUAAGCAAUUAUAUUUUCCCUGUUGCCGUUGUGGUUGCCGUUCUAGGUUGCCAAACUCUCUAUUGGAUUAGUGUGGACGGGCGAAAACGAAGUCAAAAACGCGAACGGCAUGAAUACAAUCAUUCGUAGUGAGUGUGUUGUUUUUCCGAAUUUCAAAUGAAUUGCUUGUCUUGCACUGGAUAUAACGAUGAUUAAUCUGCAAGCAUAACUUGCAAAUACAAUAAAAUGCUCUACACUAUGUCCUAGGUUAUCAUUUAAUUUAUUUCUGAGAUUGUAAAGCCACUAUAGAAGCUCUAUUAUCGCCGACGUUUUUAGGUCCAACCUCGGUGAAUUUGUCUCUUUCUCCGUAAAAAUGUUCCUGGCCUUCUUGUAAGAUUUUUGCAUGAAUAACCGUAAAAUGAAUAAAGAUCGAAAAUAAUAAAAAAUUAUCGUUUUUUAAGUGCUAGUGUGGUAAAAAACGAUCCGAAAACGCUACUGUGGACGCAGAUAUUUGUAUGCUUUUUCGAAAUAUAAAAAACGAAGGGAUUCGAAAACGGAUUGGUCUAAUAGUGUGGACGUAGCCUACCUUCCCAAUACGGAUACCUCUCUAAUAUGAAUACCUCCCUAGUAGAGAUACCUCGCUCAUACAGACACCUCUCUGAUAGUGUAAAUGUAGUGCAUUCUUUGCGAGGUACAGUAUAUUAUAUAGUAUACUAUAUAGUUAGCCGUAUACAUGUAUAUAAUUAUGCUUUAUUCUUGUUCAGAAAUUGAACGCCUUCUGAGAGAUGGAAUGAUUUAUGUGGAGUUCAAGUAUGGCUGGCACUCGCUUUUACCAGGAAACUCUGGGUUUCUCGGGGAUCGAAAGCUACAACAGCUAGAAAAGUGUUUAAAACAUGGAGCAAACCCAAGCAACAGAGGAGGUCCUGCGGUAACUGCUCUAAUGCUAACGUGUAAGAACCUAAAUGAUCUUUUUGUGGAUUCAACUGCGGCGGAACAGGUGGUGUCGUUACUCUUGGAUCAUGGAGCUGAAGUGAAUCAACAGGAUUUUUAUGGACGUACUGCGCUUCAUUAUGCUUUUGAAGCUAGAUAUAACACUGAAGAAGGGCUUGCUCGAAAACAACGUGUUGUUCAAAUCCUUAUUCAGCACAACGUAGAUGUACACGAAUCUUGGUUAAUAACCGAUGAAGCAGCAUUGAGAGAAACAUGCUCAAAGAAAGGAAAAACAUACUGUUCCAUAAGUUAACCAUGAACGCGAUAAGCCUGCUCUAAUCUGAACUAGUCCCUUAUUCAACAGAAAGCAAGAGUCGUACGAGAUCUGAUAAAAAUAAAGAACUUGAUGCUAUCACUUGGAACCCCAAAACUAACCUUAGCGACCAAAGCACGUACACGUUUACACUGGAAAUUUCAAAGAAUUGAAUCAACUCCAAAAAAGUUAUUCCGUCACCGUUUUUGGUGACCACUUUUCCAGUUGAUUCAUGUGGAAAUUUACAGUGAGGUUAUACAAUUAAGUAACAAUAUAUAUAGCAUUUGUAUAUUAGGGCAACAGUGACAGACGUUGAACUGGUAGUACAAUUAAGUAACAAUAUAUAUAUAUUGCAUUUAUAUACUGUAUAGACAAAGAGUAACAGAUGAUGCAUGAACUGCAUAGCAAUACAAUUAAGUAACAGUAUAUAUAGCAUUUGUACAUCAGGGCAGAGUGACAGAAGUUGAACUGGUAGUACAAUUAAAGCCGGUUACAGACGAGCAAGUUUUCUGUGACAAGUUUUUAUGUGACAAGUUCUAUUUUCCAAGUGCACAUGUGUUUAUAUGCAACAAAUUUUAUAUGACAAGUUUUCAUACGACAAGUUUUAUUUACUGGUGUGAACGUGUCAACAAGUUUACUUUGACAAUUUAUUAGUGGCUAGCUGGCCAAUCACAUCAAAUGCUCAGAUUACUUUGACAAGUUUUCUUUGUUGACCCAUACAGACGAACAAAAUUUGUACUUUGACAAUUUUUUUCUAGCUAGCAUGCUAGCUUUUGAACAAGUGCACUUGUCAUAGAAAAACUUGUCAAAGUUGCGCGUACAGACGAGCAAAUAAAACUUGUCACAUAAAAGUUUGUCAUAGAAAACUUGCUUGUCUGUAACCGGCUUAAGUAGCCUAACAAUAUAUAUAUAGCAUUUGACAUUUGUAUAUUUCAUAAAUUUCAUGUAGUUUUAAAGCAGUUACCGUUAAAAUUUUGAGACGUGUACAAUAUAUAGCUAGCACUAGUUGCAUAUUCAUAAAUUUCAUGUAGUUUUAAAAGCAGUUAUUGUUAGAAUUUUGAGAAGUGUAUAACGAUACAUAGCUAGCACUCAGGAACGCACAGAGAAAUUCGGGGGCCCGGGACAAAUUUUUAAUUCAGGGCCUGUACUGUAGUUUUUCUCAAACUUUAACCUCUGACUUUAAACUCUUAUCUUUGAUAAAAGAUAAAAAUACAUUUAG
This is a messenger RNA of Paramuricea clavata, 6241 nucleotides long. The record is from the annotation of a GenBank genome assembly. NCBI's taxonomy places the organism in Eukaryota, Metazoa, Cnidaria, Anthozoa, Malacalcyonacea, Plexauridae.